Molecule: messenger RNA, 1272 nt
Organism: Durio zibethinus
Lineage: Eukaryota; Viridiplantae; Streptophyta; Magnoliopsida; Malvales; Malvaceae
Product: DNA glycosylase superfamily protein
Biological process (GO): base-excision repair, AP site formation; base-excision repair; DNA alkylation repair
Cellular component (GO): nucleus; protein-DNA complex
Molecular function (GO): DNA-3-methyladenine glycosylase activity; DNA-7-methylguanine glycosylase activity; alkylated DNA binding
Source: RefSeq, a predicted model, not a curated record
UUUUUUAUUUUGAUCCAUCCCACAUACAAGCCUAUUAUAUAAAAUUGGUUUUAAUUUUUCUAUAAUUUCUUGCCAAGACUUAUGAGUAGUUGACUAGCCCCAAUCCAACAACUUUUGCGUCAAAAAGCCCAAACUCGCCUUCUCCCAAAACCUUCCUAAGGAGUCAAAAUCAUGAACCCUCCGCCGCAAACCACCAGGAUCUCCACUAGAAGCACCGUCAAGAAACUUUGUGAAAACCCCUCAGCGUCGUCCAAAAUCCCAUUCCGGCCGCGCAAAAUCCGAAAACUUACCGCCAACUUCCCCGUUGACAACGCCAUAAAAUCCCCUCAACCUUCCCUCACCACAAUCCCAAAAUCUCUAUCGACAAAAUCCGAAAUCGACCUCGCUCUCAACCAUCUCCGCACCUCCGAUCCUCUUCUCGCCACCGUCAUUUCGACCCAUCCCCCGCCAAAACUCUCUCCUUGUAAAUCCCCCUUCCUCUCUCUUUCCAAAUCCAUUCUCUUCCAACAACUCGCCACCAAAGCCGCCAACUCAAUCUACAGCCGCUUCAUUUCCCUCUGUGGAAACGAAUCCAACGUCCUCCCAAACACGGUCCUCUCUCUUACCCCGCAAAAGCUCCGGGAAAUUGGCGUCUCAGCCCGCAAAGCAAGCUAUCUUCACGAUCUGUGUGACAAGUUUUCAACUGGGGUUUUGUCGGGUACUUCGAUCCUUACAAUGGACGAUGAAACGUUGUUCCAAAUGUUGACAGCUGUCAAAGGAAUUGGGCCUUGGUCGGUCCACAUGUUUAUGAUUUUUUCGCUUCACAGGCCCGAUGUUUUGCCUGUGGGGGAUCUUGGAGUGAGGAAAGGAGUCCAGUUUUUGUAUGGGUUGAAAGAGCUGCCAAAGCCAUUGCAAAUGGAGCAGAUAUGUGAGAAGUGGAGGCCUUACAGAUCAGUUGGGUCGUGGUACAUGUGGAGGCUUGUGGAAGCUAAGACCAAAGGGAAUGGAAACGCUCAAAGUGAUGAAGCUGAACAAAAUGAAGGGUUUUAGUUAUGUUUUUAGGAUUGAAAAUUGAAUCAUUUGUCUAAUUGUCUGUUUCUUCUUUAAUUGCUUGUGUUGUCGUGCUUUUAAGUAGAAUUAAAUAUAAAUAUGAUAUGUUUAAUUUUACAUGCUUUAAUCCUUUUGAGCUUAAGGAAAUCUGGGUCAGACGCUCAUCUAAAUGCUGUUAUCCAGAAACGUGGAUAAAAACCCAGUUGAUGUUAUCUUCAAUCUAAAAGUCCAAGUGAUGAUAAA